This is a messenger RNA of Porites evermanni, 4282 nucleotides long. NCBI's taxonomy places the organism in Eukaryota, Metazoa, Cnidaria, Anthozoa, Scleractinia, Poritidae. The record is from the annotation of a GenBank genome assembly.
AAGAAGAAUCAGGCAUCACAAGCAAACAAACUUAAGCGAGAGGAAAGACUGGGUGAGAUUGAUGACCUUUUACAAAACAACAAGAUAUUGCAGGAGCAGAUAAUGCAAAAGCUAGAAGAAGCACGGGCACUAAAUGCCACAAAUGAGGUAAGGCAAAUGUUACCAACCCAAUCUUUUUAUAUGUAAUGUUACAUGUACGUCUUUUAAUAAAAAUGUGAAUUAUCUAAGCGGACCAAAAUAUUUUGUAUGUAACACAUUGCAAAGUACAACUGGAACAGUUCUCUGAAAUUUUCUUCCAAAAUAAACUUAAAUACCUGAUGCACAUGCAUUGUGAUUAAACUGGAGACAAGGUCCAAAUGGAAAAGCUGACAACCUGUACUUCUAUCUUGCAUUUGCCAAGUGUCUAAGACCUCUUUCUGCAUGCUUAUGGCUGGAAGAUGUAUGCAGAGUUGAGAACCUGCAGAUUUGUAGUUUUUUGUUAAUUAAAUAGUAGUUAUUUAGAGCUGUGUCAAGAAAGUGAACAUUAUUUACAAUGCAUGAUCAUUCCUCAUCCUUAAGGUAAAUGCACUGCAAGCUGAUCUGAACAAACUUCAGGGUCAGCAAGUCUCUCUGCAGUUAGAGCACAAGGAACUCAAGAAGAAGCAGCGUCGCUCAGAAAGAUAUUACACUAACAAACAAACAAAGGAUGGUGGCUCACAGAAUGACAGUGUGCAAGGUGAUGAUGUAGAAAUGGUUGGAGAUGUGUCACUGCAAGAUGAUCUUACUCAAGAAGAUGAUCGAUCAGAGGAAGGUUGGUUUACAAAGAUCUCAGAAAUUGUUAAUUUUAAAGUUCCUUAUAUAAUUAUGCUUACAGGAUUUUAUGAAUGGCAUCUUUACAAGAUGUUGGUUACUGUAGAAAAAGUUUACUUCACAGGAUUUUGACUACAGUCUUCAGGCCAAACGUCAAACUUUUCAUGAGACGAACUAAACUCUAACAUGGGUCAACCUAAAUUAAGUUUAGAUUGUCUGUUGAGACAGACAUUGAGCUUAGGACGACACCGUCAAAGCGAUCAACUGAAUCAGGCCAAACAGCUAUUUUAGCCAGCUAGUUGUAAAUUUUCUCCUAAACGAGACUAAAUAUACGUUAUCACACGCAUUUUUAAUUUGUUAGUUUAGUUUGUCGCAUAUAAAGAUCGACAUAUGUCCCGGACACAGUCUCUAGACAUUCUCUCUGUGAAGAAGCAGACGGAUUGAACGUGUGGGACGAUCCAAACUCAUUCAGACGAACUUAACUGAGCCCGACGUCAAUAUUUUCAUGUACAUUACUCACUAAGUUUGGCUCGUCUGAUGAAAAGUUUGACAUUUGGCCUAGGCCUCAGUGAGUUUUUUAUGCAGUUUCAUUCAAGGUACAUGGAUCUGUUUUAGUGUUGCUUACGUCUGAGCCUUACUGUUAAUUCAAAAAUUUCUUAUGAAACAAAUAGGACUUGGUGAGGAUAAUGAUGAAGAUGUACAGGAGACCAAUGGAGAUCAAUCAAGGACAAUUUCAGUUCCAGAAGCUGUUGUUACACAGAUACUGCCCCCUGCUACAGGUAAAUACAGCACGUUGAACAACAGGAAUCUGAUGUGCAUCAAUGUUUUUUAAACUUUCUGUACAGUCUGUAGUACCACUGUAGAUGGCUCAGCUGUAGUGGCUCCCCUGCCCAGGGCUGUCAUAAGGGGCCAGGAAUUUCCUCUGGCUGCUAAAAGCAUGACAUGCCGCUAAUUUCAUUAAGCAAUAUACCACACUUUCUAUGGGUUUAAAAUAACUUUAAGUUUUCUAUGAGUUUACCGUCACAAUAAACCAUAGGUUUUUAACCAAUCAAAGGCACUUACUUUCUUAGUUAUUUUAUAAAAUGGAACAUUGCACAUACCAGACAAUUAACAUACAUGUACCAGAAAUCUUAGUGAUAGCUCUGCCAGCUUAUAUUCUUCUUAUGAGUUUAAAAACUAAAUUUUACUAAAUCACUGUUAAUGAUCCUUAUGACCUUGGAGUUAUAAAUAAUUAUAUUGUUUUCAUACAUGUAACUCCAGUCUUACAUAUGUAAGUAAUAUUAAAGUACUGAAUUUCUGGAGUGCAAUUCACAGUCUUCAUCAUUGUCACCACUGUGAGGACACUGCAUAGAAUUUAUUGCUCAAGACUCAUGUUUAACUUAAGCAGGCUAGUGGCCAGUGAAAGACAUUUUUCAAAUAAUUUUUUUUUGUCUUAAUGGUACAUUUCCUUCCUCUAUAAACUUUGAACUCCUAGAACACAUUGUGGUUAGUGUAUUUGUCACUUAAACUGUUAAAUUUGUGCAUGAAACCCAAUGGCAUUGCCAUUCAAAUAAACCCUCACUGGUAGAACUUUUGCAUUGUACAAUUGAACGUCUCCACAACAGCCACCUUGGGGACAGAAGAAAGUGGCCGUUGUAGAGAGGUUUAGAAUAAGGGUCAAUGUAUAGAUUCAAGAAAAGUGGCAAUUGUGGAGAGGUGGCUGUAAGUGGAGGCUCAACUGUACCUCACUGUAUUCUAUGGAAUUUACCUGAGUUUUUGAGUGAAUUUACUACUUUGGCCACUACAUUGUAAUACAUUGUAAUAGUGAAAGGGUUACAUCUAGGUUUUCUGAGCAUAGAAUGCAGCAGUAAAAUUAAAUUUUCUUCUACUGUACAUUGUAAGAUAUGUAUACCGGUAGAUACCCUUGAAUAAUCAAUGUUUGCUUUUUCAUUGUUACUCUGUAGGUAUUCCAACAACAUCAUCUAACACAGUCAACCUACCUCAGCGCCAGGAGCCUCUGAACUCAGAAGAGGACUCAUCAGUUAGAGCAUUAUACACUGCGUUUAUGCCUCAACACCUGCAGGUAAAAGUUAUGUAUGAUGAUAAUAGUAAAUAACGAGUUUGAUAACUACAUGUAUUUUAAUAAUGAUACUUAAUGCAUUAUGAUAUUGAAAGUGUAAAUUUUCAGAGCUAAAGGCUCAUGUUACUGUCAAACUCAGAAAACCGUGAAAAUUUCAGGAAUGUUGAUUGUGUACUGGCCAGUCCUAAUAAAGUUCAGGACACGCGAGGAAACCCCAAAACUACAAACUAAUCACUGUUGCUGUUUGCAGUUUUGUUAUCACAAGCCUUAUUGGCUUAUUUCUCACAACACAAUAACAUUCCAUAAAUAUCUCUGGUGUUGACGGCUUAGUGAGUUUCACAGUGAAAACCCCUCACAAUCAUACAUUUAUAUAUUUUUUCUUGUCACAUGUUCUUUAAAGCACAGCCUUCAUUACCCAGUUACUGUACAUGUACCCUGGUACAAUGUGGUGUACUAAAACAAGACAAGUUACCCUAGUUAUCAUUCACAUGUUGUAAUGCUACCCUACAUUUUACUAGUCAUCAUAUAGAACAGAUACAUUGCAGCAAAAGCAAGAAAAAACAUCAUAAAAGUGAAAAAUGCAAGGGUGUCUUCUAAGAAAAAUUGAAGGGAGCCCAGUGCUCUGAACCUGUACAAUGUAAAAGCAAGGGUGCUCAGCAUAGGAUUUUUAUUUUAAAAAAAAGAUUUCCUGAUCACCCAUGAUCAAAAGUAAGGCACCUGAGGCCACCAUGUGUUGCUAGAACUCAGCUUUGAUAUUUGGUUCACAGUUCCUUAGCUAAGUGUCCACAUCACCAAGCAAAAGUUGUCCAUUAUUAUAGAGGCAGGGAAUGUAUAAAAUUUGGUGCCUUUGCAAACAAGAGAAUUUCUUGUCCUGGGGAGGUGUCCCUCUAAGUCCCAAGAGUGACUUAAGUCAAUUUUCUCCCAACAAAAUCAAUACAUAAUCAAGGAAAAAUGUUGUGACAAUUAAUAAAAUAAUCACCUAAUGGGAAAAGCUUAGAUAUAAAGGCAAAUUCUCUUAACAAAUUGUUCAAGGAAAUGUAUGGAGAUCAGUGUGGAGAAUUUAUAUUUGGAUAUUAGGGCUUAAAGGGUUAAGGAGAGGUUUGACUGUAGUUUAAUAAGUUGUGCUAUUUUCUUGUGUGGCAGACGGAGGUAGUACAGCAAGUCCAACAGCAACCAGAAGGUGGUCACAGUCAUGUCAUGCAAACUGGUUAUUCGCCAGCACUGGUAAAUGCGGCUGUGUCUUCUGAUCCCACUAUUAAUGCCUUGUUAAGUCUGGGAGCAAAAGACAAGGUUUUGUUGCCUGGAAUGCUGCCACCUGGUGUCUCCGUGGCAGCUGUUCCAGUCACCUCUGGAGUAGCUGUUACAACUCAAGGGAUUACAGUGGUAAUGCCUGGUCAAUCAUUACAAGGGAAUGUGAAUGUACCAUGGCAGUGA